Ahaetulla prasina is the source of this 3127-nucleotide messenger RNA. RefSeq names its product WSC domain containing 2 (gene WSCD2). The coding region runs from base 651 to 2345 and encodes 564 amino acids. NCBI's taxonomy places the organism in Eukaryota, Metazoa, Chordata, Lepidosauria, Squamata, Colubridae. The record is from RefSeq and is a predicted model, not a curated record. The transcript has 9 exons. Gene Ontology annotation, molecular function: sulfotransferase activity.
CAUCCCUCCAGGACCCGGCCUUCCCAGAGUGGUUCCCAGGGGAGCCUGGAGGUGCCCUUCGGAGCUGCCAAGGGGAGGAGGAGGAAGAGGAGGGAAGGCUUUGACCUCAGAUGACCUCAGAAAGGGGGCUUCUCCCAGGUCCAGUUUUCAUCCCACCCCGUGAGAAUGCAUGGCAGUUGGUUCAGCUGUGUUCCUGGACAUUAUUGGAUACCUCAAAACUCCUUGGGGUGCGUCUCCGCUUUGGUGAACAUUGGUGAGCUUCCCUUCCAAGGCAGGUGGACCUGCCAGGUUAACAGCAGCAGCGGCCACUCCUGAUCUCCAGGUUGACCAUGAUAACUUCAUCCUUGGCUGCCCUUUGGCAGGAGAAGACCAAGAACUAGUGCAAAGAACCGGUCCUUUACCUGCACCAACUCUGCAACCUUCUCCUUUCGAAUCAAUGCAUGGACAGGAGUAGCCAAGCUGGGUUGACUUAUUGAGAGAACGGCACUGAGGGCCCAACCGUGGCACCAGAUUCGUGGCAUCAGACCCGUGGCCUCUUAGACGGCAGGUUCCUCGUCUCUCCUCAGAAGGGUGUUUUCCAAGUGGGGACAGGCUGUUCCUUUGCUCGUUUUCUCCACCGGGACCCCGUGAAAAUCCGUAAUGACGCUGACAUGGCCAAGCUCUUGCUGAAAUUCCAAAGGUACUUUCGGCGGAAACCCAUCCGUUUCUUCACCUUGAUCGCGCUCUACCUGACGGCUGGCAGUUUGGUCUUCCUCCAUGCUGGCUUCAGCGGGGAGACGAGGGUCCCAGGGGCUGCCCCCCGGCCCAGCAAUGGUGCUGCAGAAGGGACCGAAGCUCAGUUGCUGGGGGCGCUGCCACUUGGCCGGGAAUUUAGAGCCAUGCCGGAGUCUCUGGUCUUGGCCCGGAGGUACGGGACUUGGUUCAAGAACCCUCCGAAGGACGCAGCUGGGAGGAGCAGAGGUGAUUAUGGGGAGACGUGGACUCGAGCGCUCAAGGGGAGGAGUGGUCAUGAGAAGGAGGAAGAUAGAGCAAAAUACAUCGGCUGUUAUGUCGACAACACCCACCAGAGAGCCCUCCGCGGAGUGUCCUUCUUUGACUACAAAAAAAUGACAUUGUUCCGUUGCCAGGACAACUGCGCCGAACGGGGCUACCUCUAUGCGGGGCUGGAGUUCGGGGCAGAGUGCUACUGUGGGCACAAGAUCAUGGCCGCGAACGUGAGCGACGCUGAGUGCAACAUGGAGUGCAAAGGAGAAAAGAGCAGCUUUUGUGGGGGACCAAACCGGCUGUCCAUCUACCGCCUGGAGCUGGCCCAGGAAUCCACCAGGAGGUAUGGCAGUGCCAUCUUCCGUGGCUGCUUCCGCCGGCCAGAGAACCUCUCCUUGGCUUUGUUGGCAAGCAGGCCUAUGAGGAACAUGUCUGUGGACCGAUGCGUUGACCUCUGCACAGGAAAGGAAUACCCCCUGGCAGCUCUGGCUGGCACCUUCUGCCACUGCGGUUUCCCCACCACUCUUUUCUCCUUGCAUGAACGAGAAGGAGAGCAUCUUUGCGCCCAGAGAUGCAACGGGGAGGAAUUUGAAAGCUGCGGCACGUCCGACUAUUUCAUUGUAUACCAGACCCAAGUGCAAGAUAAUCGAUGUAUGGAUCGGAGAUUUCUCACGGCUCGAGCAAAACAAUUGGUCGCCCUCGCCAGCUUUCCCGGAGCGGGCAACACGUGGGCACGGCAUCUGAUUGAACUGGCCACGGGUUUCUAUACGGGGAGUUAUUAUUUUGAUGGCUCUCUUUAUAAUAAAGGGUUCAAAGGCGAACGGGAUCACUGGCGCAGCGGUCGGACGAUAUGCAUCAAAACCCACGAGAGUGGGCAGAAAGAGAUCGAGGCCUUUGAUGCGGCCAUCCUCCUGGUUCGCAACCCCUUCAAAGCGCUGAUGGCGGAGUUCAACCGGAAGUAUGGGGGUCACAUCGGCUUUGCUUCUCAUGCCCACUGGAAGGGCAAGGAAUGGCCGGAGUUCGUCAAGAACUAUGCUCCGUGGUGGGUGACGCACACCCUCGACUGGUUGAAAUUUGGCAAGAAGGUCUUGGUGGUCCAUUUUGAGGACCUCAAGCAGGAUCUCUUCGUCCAGCUCAAGAGGAUGGUCAGCCUGCUGGGCAUCACAGUUCACGAGGACCGCUUGCUGUGCGUCGAGGGACAGAAGGAUGGAAACUUCAAGCGAUCGGGGCUGAGGAAACUGGAGUACGACCCUUACACCCCAGAGAUGAAGAAAAUGAUCAACGGAUACAUCAAAACGGUGGACAUGGCUCUGAAACUCAGGAAUCUCACCGGCGUCCCCAAAGACUACUAUCCCAGAUGAUGGACAGUUGUUUGAGGCCAAGGAACUGUUCUCCUUUGGAGGCUCAAAUUUGCUUCCUCCUGGCCAGGAACCGUUUCCACCCAGUGGGUGGGUGGUGUAGGAGGAUUCACUUUUACAGAACUCUUUUGCAUGAGCAAAGAUGGCGAUAUUCAUGGCUGACCGAAGAUGUUUUGGCCAACCGGUCUCCAGAAAAUGAGGUCCAUCGGUGGGAGAUCUCUGCUGCUGCUAUUGCUGCUUCUGCUGCUGCUGCUCCCCCCGUCCCCAGAAGUUUUGUGUUCCUUCCUGCCCAAGUAAGAUCACUCUGCUCUUCCUUAGCUGGUUGCCUUCUUGAACCCAGUUCAAAACAAGCAAUUUGGUUAAAAAUCCCACCGUGUGGUCACCUUCCUUGGUUCUGCUGACCCAAGAAGAAUCCUCUGUUUUGGAAUCCUGGACAUUUAGAAUCCUGGUUUACUCUCAAAGGCUGGUCAGGAUGGAUCAACCGAUCGAGGCUGAGCUUUGUGCUAGCAAUAUAGUUUCCGCAUCUUCCUUCUUGGGGCAGCCUCAGAGCUGCUGGACUCCAUCUGAACAAUCCUCAGGUUAAACGCUGCCCAUUAAACCAACGUUUUGUUAAUAUCUCCACAGCCGUUGCUGUGGGUCUUUUGUGGCAUUUGGCGUCCAUGUUUGGGAGGAUGGCACUAUUUGGGGUAUAAGUUGGUGGAUCUAUUCACAGAUACAACUAAACAUCUGCCUCUCCCUAAUCUGUAUUCAUCAUCCAGUUAUAUCUCUAUCUCCUGCUGAGCUUC